CGGCUUCUCCGAGGCACAGACACAAUGAACCGUCAGACGGUGAGAGACACGCUUGUUGGCCCGGAGGCAUUGGCACGGUGCUAGCGCAAUAUUAUUCUCAUUUGUGUCUUAUUUUUAUAUAUACAAACACCUGGUUUUCUUUUACAGCAUAUUUUCGCUGUAUGGCUGUAACGAGGCUCAACGGGAAACGGUCGGUUCGUCGAGUUUGAUGAGAACGAGGUCAGGCUCAGACUACCGUUAGCCCCUCCUGGCGGAUUAUUUCUUUCCGUUUUUGUUUUUUUAAAAGAUAAAGCCACCCACCAAACAAGACAGAUAACAAUGUCGUUGACUGCUUCGUCUGAUUACUUCGCUGCCGAGUGUCUGGUGUCGAUAUCCAGCGGUCCGGUCCUACACAGACCCACCCCGGUCGCCCCCGCCAGUCAGUCGGCCCCGGUGGGCCUGCUCCCCGGGGAGCCCGAGGUGUCGUGCGAGGACAGGGAAGUGCGGGAGGCGCUGAGGCUGGAGGGGGGCAACAUCAUGGCGGUGGCCGGUAUCCUCACCGACCUACACGGCAAGUUCCGCCCCAUGUCGGCCUACUCGGAGAGCAGCAACUCCUCAUGCGGCGGGGAGAGCGGUUACACCACGUUGUCCGACCCCACCACCCCGACCAUGACCCCCUCUGCCACCCCUGUCCCCGGGCACCAGCAGCUACGGGGAGGUGGCGGCGGCGUGGGGGCCCCGCGGUCCCCAGUGAAGCGACACCAGUGCACUUUUGACGGAUGCGACAGAGUUUACGGCAAAUCGUCCCACCUGAAGGCACACAUCCGGACACACACAGGUGAGCGGCCUUUCCCGUGCACCUGGCCCGACUGUGAAAAGAAGUUUGCCCGCUCCGACGAGCUCGCCCGCCACACCCGCACCCACACGGGGGAAAAACGCUUUCUGUGCCCGCUGUGCGACAAGCGCUUCAUGCGCAGCGACCACCUGAUCAAGCACGCCCGUCGCCAUCCUGACUUCAAGCCUUCCAUGUUGGGCCGCAACAAAGGCGCGUCCUCCUCUCCCAGCCCAGUCAUGCACCACUAGAAUGGUUUGGGUUGGGGGGGGGUUCCUAGCAGGAGCACAGGAGGUCACAGUGGUUUCAAGUUACCCAGCUACAAUCAGAUCUACCGACUAGGAUUUAGCAUUGCUGUGUUGUACUCAAAAACUGCUCCACACACACACACACACACACACACACACACACACACACACACACACACACACACACACACACACACACACACACAGAGCUGUAUGGGAGGUUGGAGCAGCUCAUCCCCCCCAUCACAGGCAUGUGACCACUAUCUACCUGCUCAGCAUAACUAGGGGUUGGGUAUCUAGAAUGCUCCAAAUCCAUAAGAGGUGGGGAUUUGUUAAGAAAUGUGCCUAUCGAUUCCACUCAUCGUUUUCUGAAAACUAAGUUUGGACCUACUUACUUCAUUUAAACCGCCAGUUACACGUGUUUCAAAGUACGUGUAUAAUGUUUACAAUAUGACAGACCGAAGUUCACUUAUGAAAGUGCGGCUGCGCUUCAGACGAGAUAGUUAUGAGGCACUGAAAUUUAACCACUGCAUGAAAAUAAACACAUGCAACGGUAAAACGUCUUUAAAAACAUUUACCACAGAAUGGAAUAUUUUAGAUUUCCUAAAUGACAAUUAAAUCAAACAAUUUUAUAGUUUACACAACCAGAUGAGAACAUCUGAGAAUGUGUUUUUCUUUUUUUGUUAAUCCUCAAUUAAAUACAGGGCAGAUCAAGGUAUUUCAUCACAUUGAUGCAAAACUUGUGUCAAACUAAAUAUACCACAAAGUAGUAGUCGUCAUUGACUAAUGCACCAAUAUUAUUGGGCUUUAAUGGCUCAGAAAGAAAAAUAAAAUGUAAAACCAUUCUACUUGCCUUAACAAAGAUGGUUUGUAUAUAAAUAUUUUAGUUUUUAAUCAAGUAGAAAUGGCUAAAUACGUUGUCAUUUAUUACUUGUUUAUGGCAGCCUAAACCCAAUGAAAAUUUGUUUACUUUGAAAAUACUUCGGUUUCUUCUAUUACUCAGGAUUCGAUUUGAAAAGGAAUCAUUAAGCAGAUUUUCUUUGACAUACCCAACCCGAACAAUAGCCACAUUAUCUCACAAACACAACUUGCAGGGAUUCCUCACAUUUUCGCUACAAAUCUCCACCUUAAUAAGCCCAAGUUCCUCUGUUUUCUUGUGGUUGAUUUGUAGAUUUUUUUACUCUUCACUACUGGUUAUUCACCACGAGUAACACAGUUGUGAUGUUAGGUAGCGAGGCGGUGAGUAGAAGCCUUUUUAGGUUUUUUUUUUUUUCUUCUUUUUUUUUUUAAAGCUUUGCUCAUUCCAUAUAAAGUUUUAGACCAUACCUAUAACUUUUUUAAAUUUUUUUUUAUUGCAUUGGUAACCAUCGUUAAGUCAAACAUGUAAUCUUUUCUUUACAUCCGUACUAAUGAUCGAUGAUCAAGUAAUGAUUUUGCUAGAAAGUGGAUCAGCUGUAUAGGAGCUGUUUGCACGCCAUCCUGCAGUCUGGAUCAUUUAUCACUCAUGAAAUGCUGGCACAUAAUGCACACUGGUAUUAUGUUUAAUACUGAUGCAAAUGUAUGUAAGCUUUAAGCUUUUAAUGUAGAUCAAUGGUAAUGCUACUAGCAGCAGAAUUAAUGUGUGAAUUGUAGUCCUUACAUUAGGGGUAACGGUAUACUCUUGAUAGGAUGGCAUUGCCUCGGAGUGUCGGUGUGUAUGUAUUUCUAUUUACACUUUUGUUAGCGUCACAACCGGGGAUCGUGUACGCUAUAUGUCAAACUAUUUUGAGAUGGUCAGGAGGACAUAAGUGGAGCUUGACUUUCAGCCUGCUGCCUUUCAAAGUAAAACGUCUUCACCCUAAUCAUCGAGGGUCUGAAGCCAGAUGGCAGAGCGCGUUACAGGAUCUUGUGUGCCAGGUUUUUUCCUGUUUUUUUUGGGAUGGUUUGAGUUUCAGCUGAGAAAAGAAACACAAGUCUGACGUAUGGCGUUGGACAAAAAACAAAAAUGCUCAAAAAAUACUACUCUGCUUCCAUUUAUUGAGCUGAGCAUUUUGACUUAUCAAAGCAGCGAAAGCACAGGUUCAAUUACUAUGAAUGAUAAGUUAAUGAUGACUAUUCCGUGCAGGUGUUUCAUGGAACCAGCGGGCACAUGUCAGAAAGACACAGCCAAUGUUGUUAUUGGUUAAGCCUGCGUUUGACACGUCAAAAUAUCCAAUGUAAGAAAGACGCGUUAUAAUGCUGAAUAAAAACAGAUGAGUGAAGAACCAGUUCAGUCCAUUUUAGCCAAACCGACACCUACAUAUUCCUAUAUGCCAAGAAGUCAAUAAUCAGCCGUGGAUUUCAGGAAAACUAACAUUCAACUCAAUACUGAAUGCUAUUGAAGUCUAUUCAAUGGCAUCUGAUUAUAGAGGAUCUUUUUUUCAUGUUUCCACACUGUUUGUCCACAGCAUGGACAUAUUCCUUUUAUCUCAGUGAACAACACUUAAAGCCUUAAACUAUGUCAUAACUACUACGCACCAUGUUUACAGUUGGAUCCUUGUACAGGUAUACAUGCCCUCACGGGGGCUCAACGCAGAUACUCAUUAUGCAAUAUGGCACUUUGUUCAUACAGGUGUAUUUGGCUGAAUGGUGUGAUGGCUUGCUCUGUUGCUAUGGUUCUACGCGCCGCGGACCUAAUGUGUUGCUAACCAAUGGUUUGUAAAACCGCCUUUUUGUCCAAGUGCUUUAGAAAGCGUGAUACAAGAAGUUGGCGUUUGUUUUUGGUUUGUUUGGUUCUUCCCAGUGUGGCGUCGUCAUCCAGACCAACUCUUCUUAUGGAAUGUGUAUAUUUUAGCUUUUUCUAUACAGAUCAUUCAACUUUGUCUCCUCCGCUUUCUGACUUCAGAUGUCUUCCUCAUUCAUGUGUCUUCACCAUUUCCCUGUUAAUCUCAUGUUCAUGAGAUGUCUCAUGUUCUCUUGGGGGGGUGUACACAUUUCUUUUCUCAGAAGUUUGAUCUGUUGACAGUUUUUGGUUGCUGCUGGCAGUAACCACAUAUCUAUGGACUAAGGGAACAUACACAAUAUACUUGUCUUUCAGAUCUUCAAAUGCAAAUAUUGGCCCCCAUCUCUUUUAAAAGAUGGGGGCCUCCACACAGACUGUCCUGGUCUCAAGGCUAUAACAUCACAAUAACAUACCUCACUGAUUCUUUUCCUUUUUUUCUGUUGGUGUCUUUAUGAAAUCCAUCCAAACUGUCUUUCAGAGUCUUGAAUAGCCAUCGAAGCUUUGGUUUCAUAAAUGGGUUUGCAGCGCGAGGUGGUCUGCUGUGUGCCCCAACUCGUAUCUUGUCUUUAUAUGCAACAUCACUACUACCUGUACAGCGGCGGGAUUUCAUUUCUCUUGCCUCGAUGGACUUCAGCUGUUAAUAGUCAGUAGCAAAUGAAUCUCUGGGAUAAAUCAAUCCCCCGACAUUAAAACCCAGCAGCAGCCUCAGCUCGGGCGGAGGUGUUCAAAUGUAAAGAACAAACAUCUGUAAGCUGUCACUUCACUGCAGAGCUCAGUCCAAAACAUGUGUUCAUAUCGCUGAAUGUGGCUUGAUGACAGACGGGCGUUGUCCACUUUGGAUUUGAUUUUUGCUGCCUUGCUGAGAACGAAGAUGCGAUGAUUUUCGCUCGUCACCACACUAAUUCAGAUAUACACAUUGUACACGGAUGGAUGUUUUUUUUUAAAUUGAUGCCUAAUUUUUACAUAAAUGUAAUUUUUAAAGCUCCUCUUGUCAAAGCUUUAGUUGAGGUAAAGAGGAGGAACUGUGGAACUAAAUAACUGCUGCAAAAAGUCAUUUUGAUAUUUAUAUUCUCAGGUGUCUUAAAUUUUGAGCAUUGGGGUUUCAAUAUUUCCUGUGCAACAUCAAGUACAAGCAUGUUUUACUUCCUUUCUUGUGCUUAUUAAUUUAUUCCAAAAAUUGUGUGGUUUAAAUAUUCUUUUCAUUACUCAUUUUGUGAUAUGGAACAGUGCUAAAAUAUAAAAUGGUUCCAUUGUUUGCUUGACAUGAAAAUACCUGUGCUUUUUUUAAGAAUAAAAACAUUUAAGUU
This is a messenger RNA of Gasterosteus aculeatus aculeatus (three-spined stickleback), 5106 nucleotides long. Its product is annotated as Krueppel-like factor 9. NCBI's taxonomy places the organism in Eukaryota, Metazoa, Chordata, Actinopteri, Perciformes, Gasterosteidae. Gene Ontology annotation, biological process: regulation of transcription by RNA polymerase II. Gene Ontology annotation, molecular function: RNA polymerase II cis-regulatory region sequence-specific DNA binding; DNA-binding transcription factor activity, RNA polymerase II-specific. The record is from RefSeq and is a predicted model, not a curated record.